This is a messenger RNA of Aspergillus uvarum CBS 121591, 231 nucleotides long. RefSeq lists its product as uncharacterized. The transcript has a single exon. Bases 16 to 198 code for a protein of 60 amino acids. Lineage: Eukaryota; Fungi; Ascomycota; Eurotiomycetes; Eurotiales; Aspergillaceae. The record is from RefSeq and is a predicted model, not a curated record.
CAUCACAUCUUCACCAUGUUCAACUGGUUCAAAUCGUCCAACAAGGAGUCUGCUCCCACCCAGCAGCCCACCUGGGAUGCCAACACCGUGACCAUGCAGCAGCCCUCCGGCCCUGAGGCCCCUGUCACCGAGCGGGUCGUCACCGGCCAGCCCGUAUGUGUCCUUCGCCCGCCACCCAAAUCCCCAAGCUCAAGCUAACCACCUCGCCAACCAACAGAACCAGCCCGAACA